Molecule: messenger RNA, 2747 nt
Organism: Zingiber officinale
Lineage: Eukaryota; Viridiplantae; Streptophyta; Magnoliopsida; Zingiberales; Zingiberaceae
Product: protein VAC14 homolog
Exons: 20
Coding region: 204-2348 (714 amino acids)
Biological process (GO): phosphatidylinositol biosynthetic process; positive regulation of kinase activity
Cellular component (GO): endosome membrane; PAS complex
Source: RefSeq, a predicted model, not a curated record
CAGAAACGAAGAACGGGAAUUAUCCGCUUUCUCGCUCCGUGCCAUUCCCCUCUCCGGUUAGGGUUCUCUCCCGAUCGCCCGUCGAAGGUCUCGACUAGAUUGGAGCCGAUUCCCCCCUCUGCCAUGUCCUGAUUCGUCGAGCAUAAGGUUUGCCGAAAGACUGGUUUCCUUAUUUGAUCGAGUCCGUCGAGAUCUUUGGCGACAUGGCCGACGCCUUGUCGUUGAUCCCCGCCAACGUCUUCCGCAACCUCGCAGACAAGCUCUACGAAAAGCGGAAGAAUGCUGCUCUCGAGAUCGAAGGGAUCAUCAAACAGUUCGCACUUUCUGGGGAGCAUGAUAAGAUUUCGGCUGUGAUCAACCUGUUGACCUCGGAAUUUGCUGGCUCGCCGCAGGCAAACCAUAGGAAGGGCGGGUUAAUAGGGCUUGCAGCGGCUACUGUUGGUUUGGGAACAGAUGCUGCUCAGCAUCUGGAGAAAAUUGUACCACCAGUUCUUAAAUCUUUUGUUGAUCAAGACAGCAGAGUUCGAUAUUAUGCUUGUGAAGCAUUGUAUAAUAUUGCAAAGGUUGUUAGAGGAGAUUUUAUUGUAUUUUUCAAUAAGAUAUUUGAUGCACUUUGUAAGCUUUCAGCAGACUCUGAUCCUAGUGUGCAGAGUGCAGCUCAUCUUUUAGAUCGUCUCAUAAAGGAUAUUGUGACUGAGAGUGAUCAAUUCAGCAUAGAAGAAUUUAUACCACUACUAAGGGAGCGCAUGAAUGUACUCAAUCCUUACGUCCGACAAUUUUUGGUUGGAUGGAUAACUGUGUUGGAUAGUGUUCCAGAUAUUGACAUGCUUGGCUUUCUGCCAGAUUUCCUUGAUGGUUUGUUCAACAUGUUAAGUGACUCCAGCCAUGAAAUACGACAACAAGCAGAUUCUGCACUAUCUGAGUUUCUUCAAGAAAUAAAAAAUUCUCCUAAUGUUGACUAUGGACGAAUGGCUGAAAUAUUAGUCCAGAGGGCUAGUUCUCCAGAUGAAUUUACUCGAUUGACAGCUAUCACAUGGAUAAAUGAGUUUGUAAAACUUGGUCGAGAGCAGCUUGUGCCUUACUAUGCAGAAAUUCUAGGGGCUAUAUUACCCUGCAUAUCUGACAAGGAGGAAAAGAUAAGAGUGGUUGCUCGUGAAACCAAUGAGGAGCUUCGUGGCAUCCAUGCUAAUCCAGCUGAUGGAUUCAAUAUAGAUGCAAUUCUCUCGAUUGCUAGGAGAGAACUAACGAAUGAAUGGGAGGCAACUCGAAUUGAAGCAUUACAAUGGAUCUCAAAGCUUUUGGUUCGGCAUAGAAAUGAGGUUAUUUCAUACUUGAAUUGCACCUUUGACUCUCUUAUGAAUGCUCUUUCAGAUUCUUCAAACAGGGUUGUACUUUUGGUACUUGAAGUUCAUGCUUGCAUAGCAGAAGAUCCUCAACAUUUUUGUCGUCUGAUUGAACUUCUAGUUCGCAAAUUUCAAAGAGACCGUGCCCUUCUUGAAAGGCGUGGGGCUUUGAUUGUACGAAGACUUUGUGUUCUUUUGGAUGCAGAGCGAGUUUACCGCCAAUUUUCUUUGAAUCUAGAGCAUGAAACUGACUUGGGCUUUGCAUCCGUUAUGGUUCAGGCAUUGAACUUAAUUUUAUUAACUUCAUCGGAAUUGGCGGACUUACGGGCCCUUGUUAAGCAAUCAUUGGUGAAUUCUUCAGGCAAGGACCUAUUCAUCUCGUUGUAUUCUUCUUGGUGCCAUUCGCCUAUGGCUACAAUUAGUUUGUGCCUACUAGCUCAGGCAUACAAUCAUGCCAGUUCUGUGAUUCAGUCACUGUGUGAAGAAGACAUAAAUGCAAAGUUUUUGGUUCAACUGGACAAGUUAAUCCGGUUGCUGGAGACCCCAAUUUUUGCUUACAUCAGAUUGCAGCUUCUCGAGCCUGGAAAACAUACAUGGCUAUUGAAGACUCUGUAUGGUCUUUUAAUGUUGUUGCCUCAGCAAAGUGCAGCAUUCAAGAUACUGAGGACCCGUCUAAAAACUGUACCAUCGUACACUCUUGGUGCUGAACAACUAAAGCGCACAUCAUCAGAAAAUCCAUAUUCCCAGAUUCUACAAGUAACAGAGGACAGUAGAACUCAAUAUACUACAAUUGACUUCCAAUCGAAGUUGCAAAAAUUUGAGCAAAUGCAGCAUAGGCAUCGGUUGCAUUCUAGAUCACAGCUACAAUCUCCUAAUUUGUCUAGCUCCACUAUGUCACAGGAAAUACAGAUAUCUGAAGAAUCACGUGAAUCUUCCCCUCAGCCGGAGAUCAUGCAACAUCCUUCAGGACCAACAUGGAAUGUCCCGGGGCAGCUAAGAACAUGAUCAUUGCAUUCUAAUCUGCUCCAAGCUGUAUGACGUUGACCACAGCAUCUAAGUCGUACCACCACAAUAAGAUGGAAUCGCAUCAAAGAAGUCAUCUGGGUUAGAAGUUGUAUAUCCUUUUAUUUUUAUGUAUAAGCUCAUCCUGUUGGGAUACGGCGGGAAUCGAGAUAAACAAGAUAUGCCUGGCAGGUAAGUAAGCUUUAAUUCUUUCUUGCUUAUGCAGUAUCCGCUCAUGUGGUUCUGUAAUUUUUUUCUGAAGACCAUGUGAGUUGUGGGAAGCAUUUGGGUGAGUUUCAGUUCUUUGAACUUUAAAGUCAAGUGACCAGUUUGAAUAAAACAGUCAAAUUGUACAUUGUAGUGUUUCCCUCAUGGAAAUUCUAGUCAUUGUCAUUAUAAUUA